Pseudocercospora fijiensis CIRAD86 is the source of this 1407-nucleotide messenger RNA. RefSeq lists its product as uncharacterized. The transcript has 2 exons. Gene Ontology annotation, biological process: ergosterol metabolic process. The record is from RefSeq and is a predicted model, not a curated record. Gene Ontology annotation, cellular component: endoplasmic reticulum membrane. Bases 1 to 1407 code for a protein of 468 amino acids. NCBI's taxonomy places the organism in Eukaryota, Fungi, Ascomycota, Dothideomycetes, Mycosphaerellales, Mycosphaerellaceae. Gene Ontology annotation, molecular function: ergosterol O-acyltransferase activity.
AUGUUUCCAACUGUCGAAUAUCAGGAAAGAGUGUCGUACUUUGAUCCGCGAUCAAGUUAUGGCAACUUUCGUGGAUUCUUCGUCCUCUUCUGGAUCGGGUUGGCAAUCAUGGUCUUCACUUCUAUGCUGCGCAAUCUGAAAGAGACGGGCACGGUUCUCAACUUCAAGCAAUGGCCUCUGUUCACCAAGGAUAUCGUUGAUCUUGCCAUCAGCGAUUUGUGCAUGUGCGUGACCACAGCACUGAGCUUGAUUUUCAAUCUGGGGUUUGUUAGGAGUAAAGGCAUUCUAAGGUGGAACAGAGCUGGCAUGAUCAUACAGAGCAUCUUUCAGGCAGUCUGGCUAUAUUUCUGGAUAAGCUGGCCUUUUAUGAGAGAUUGGACGUGGACAGCACAGGUCUUCUUCACUCUUCAUACCUUGGUCCUGGCUAUGAAGAUGCAUUCGUAUGCAUUCUACAACGGCCACUUAUCAGUCACAUUGCAACGAUUGAAGGAGCUCGACAUGCCAAUCGGGCCUCAGACACCAACCAACGCAGCUGUGCGAUAUCCGUCUGCCCCCACACGCCUAGCAGAGCUCAAGGCGGCCGCCACUGAGGAUGAGCACGAACAUCAGAAUCUAUCUCCAGUCAUGAUCCUUCGGGAGGACUUGGCUACCGAGCUCACCUCUCCCUUGGGCAACGUCACGUAUCCGGCAAACCUAACCGUUUGGAAUUAUUUCGAGUUCUUGCUCUGUCCCACCCUGUGUUAUGAGAUCGAGUACCCGCGAACGCCUUCUCGAUCCUACCUGGAGCUCUUUUACAAGAUGCUCGCCGUUUUUGGCUGCAUCUUCCUCAUGAUUGUGACAGCCGAAGAAUUUAUCAUCCCGGUUCUUGAUGAAUCCUCCCUCCGCCUACGCCUUUCUCGCACCUGGGUCGAUUCGUCUCUUAUCUUCGCUGAAACAGUCAGCAGAUUACUCUUUCCGUUCAUGGUCACCUUCCUCCUGGUCUUCUUGGUCAUUUUCGAAUACGUCUGCGGAGCAUUUGCAGAGAUUACCAGGUUUGCUGACCGACAAUUCUACUCGGACUGGUGGAACAGCUCGGACUGGCUGGAGUUCAGCAGAGAGUGGAACAUUCCUGUGCACCACUUCUUCCGAAGGCAUGUCUAUAGUGCCAGUCGCAGCGCCAAAAUGUCGAAACCAGCGGCAACGGCGAUAACAUUUCUCAUUUCAGCGCUUGCCCAUGAGUUGAUCAUGGGCUGCAUUACGAGGAAGUUUAGAGGAUAUGGCUUCGUCCUAAUGAUGAUGCAGAUGCCCAUUGUCAUGAUUCAGCGAAUGCCUUGGGUGCGGGAUCGAUCUCUGUUGAACAAUAUCAUGUUUUGGAUAAGCAUGAUUCUUGGAUUGAGCUUGGUGAGUUGCCUCACAUUCGAGAAUUAA